Castor canadensis (American beaver) is the source of this 4052-nucleotide messenger RNA. RefSeq names its product SMAD family member 5 (gene Smad5). NCBI's taxonomy places the organism in Eukaryota, Metazoa, Chordata, Mammalia, Rodentia, Castoridae. The record is from RefSeq and is a predicted model, not a curated record. Gene Ontology annotation, biological process: anatomical structure morphogenesis; transforming growth factor beta receptor signaling pathway; BMP signaling pathway. Gene Ontology annotation, cellular component: heteromeric SMAD protein complex. Gene Ontology annotation, molecular function: DNA-binding transcription factor activity, RNA polymerase II-specific; I-SMAD binding; RNA polymerase II cis-regulatory region sequence-specific DNA binding.
GGCGAGCGGGCGCCGUGCGCGUGUCCCGCGGCCGAGCUGCUAAUAAAGUUGCAGCGCGGGGAAGCGCAGCGGCGGCGCGGGGAGAGCGCUCCCAGCCGGCGGGACUUGAAUCAAUGAAAGAAACGAAUGGCACUUGUGAAGAUAAAUGUCAUUCUUCCCUGUUUAAUUGGAGCUUCCGCUUAGGACCUCUAUAAGACUUUUUCACCUGUGAUCUAUUUCUUCAGUAACUACUGACUUUGAUUACAGGAAGGUCUCUGAAGAUUUGUAUCAAAUGACGUCAAUGGCCAGCUUGUUUUCUUUUACUAGUCCAGCAGUGAAACGAUUGUUGGGCUGGAAACAAGGUGAUGAGGAAGAAAAAUGGGCAGAAAAGGCAGUCGAUGCUUUGGUGAAAAAGCUAAAAAAGAAAAAGGGUGCCAUGGAGGAACUGGAGAAAGCCUUGAGCAGUCCAGGACAGCCAAGCAAAUGUGUCACAAUUCCUAGGUCUUUAGAUGGACGCCUACAAGUUUCUCACAGAAAAGGCUUACCCCACGUUAUAUAUUGUCGGGUUUGGCGCUGGCCUGAUUUGCAGAGCCAUCAUGAGUUAAAGCCAUUGGAUAUUUGCGAAUUUCCCUUUGGAUCUAAGCAAAAAGAAGUUUGCAUCAACCCAUACCACUAUAAGAGAGUGGAGAGUCCAGCUGAUACGCCUCCUCCUGCCUAUAUGCCGCCCGAUGAGCAGAUGGGUCAAGAUAAUUCCCAGCCUAUGGAUACAUGCAAUAACAUGAUUCCUCAGAUCAUGCCCAGUAUAUCCAGCAGAGAUGUUCAGCCUGUUGCCUAUGAGGAGCCCAAGCAUUGGUGUUCAAUCGUCUACUAUGAAUUAAAUAACCGUGUUGGGGAAGCUUUUCACGCAUCUUCUACUAGUGUGUUAGUAGAUGGAUUCACAGACCCUUCAAAUAACAAAAGUAGAUUCUGCUUGGGAUUGUUGUCAAAUGUUAAUCGUAAUUCCACAAUUGAAAACACUAGGCGGCACAUUGGUAAAGGUGUUCAUCUAUACUACGUUGGUGGGGAGGUGUAUGCUGAGUGUCUCAGUGACAGCAGCAUAUUUGUACAGAGCAGGAACUGCAACUUCCAUCACGGCUUUCAUCCCACCACCGUCUGUAAGAUUCCUAGCAGCUGCAGCCUGAAAAUUUUUAACAAUCAGGAGUUUGCUCAGCUUCUGGCUCAGUCUGUCAACCAUGGGUUUGAGGCAGUAUAUGAGCUCACCAAAAUGUGCACCAUUCGAAUGAGUUUUGUCAAGGGCUGGGGAGCAGAAUAUCACCGGCAGGAUGUUACCAGUACUCCUUGUUGGAUUGAGAUCCAUCUUCACGGGCCUCUUCAGUGGCUGGAUAAAGUCCUUACUCAGAUGGGCUCUCCUCUGAACCCCAUCUCUUCUGUUUCAUAGUGCAGAAGUACUCUUCUCAGUUACAUUAUUAGUGAACUUGUUUUAAUUUUAGAGAAACUUCCAGUACAGAUACUGUGAGCUGACAUGGAAAAACAGAUCUUACAGCUUACUUUUUUCUACAAAAUCGUGACCAACGCGUUUGUACUUUGUGGCGAAUCUACAUUUGUUUGUAUUCGUGUGCAUGUGAUUAACUCUCAAAAGUAUUGUGAAAGACGUGGUGUGAGUACUGUGCCCCUGCUCAGAAGUUCGGCCUCGAUCUUAAACUGGAAUAUGCUUUUACUUACUGUCCCAACAAUGUUUUCAUUUGUUAAGUUUUUUAAAGGUGAUGAUGAAAAACGAUAGUGUAAGAGAGUGUAUCUAGUGACCAGUGAGUCUUCCUUCCUCUUGAUCCUCCAGAAGCUAUGCUUCUAACGAUGUCUUUGUCCCACCAACUUUAAAAAAGCAUAGUGCAUUGUUUUGCAGAAGCAUAUGGUGGGGGCUUAAAAGAAACUAUAAAAAGUCUUUUAUUUGAAGGAACACUAUGCACUGCCCUAACAAGUAGUGUUCAGUAAAAACAAAGUGAUAGUUUUCUAGGUGGCAUCAUAAAAUUUACAUUUAAUAUAGCUAAAUGUUUGUCAGUGUAAUGUGAUUUCAUGCUAUAUAUCUUUUGUAAAACAUUUCCUUUUUAAAAAAAAAUACUGCAAGUAAUUGAUCUCUAGUAUAUGUCAUUUAUUCACACUCUGUCAUAAGUGCUGCUUCAUAGCUAGUGAAAGAGCAUGUGCAGCCUGCUUCAGCUGUUUGCUACGUUUGGCCAAUGUUGCGAGAGCUCUAAUUGUGUCAUGCAUUAAUCUUUUAUUUUGCACUUUUAUGGGUGACAGUUUUUAGUGUAACUUUGGUCAAACACACUCAAGUGACUUGUACUUACUUUGAUGCUUACCCUUAUCUCCUUGGUACCCCUUUUGUAUUAACAAACACUGCAAUUUAUAGAUUACAGUUGUAGGAAGUUAUGCUUUUUCUAGUUUUUAAUUUUUCAACAUAGGUUAUAAAACUAUUAUUCUAUAACUCCAACUAAGGUGCCUUUUUAAUUCCCUACAGCCUUAUGGGUGUAUAACUUGGAAAAUCAGGUACUUAUUGCCAUUGAUCUUACUUACAUCACUCUCCUCAUGCAAGGACCUACGCACUGUAGCCAUGGGAGGCUCUUCAGUUUGGCCCCAAGGGUGAGGUUACCGGUCUGAUGGUAAAUAAAUCAUCAGUGGGUAUUGGGAUAGCUGAUUUUAAAGUAUUCAUGUAUCAAAGAGUGCACAUUUUUCUCUCACUGUCAUCAGUGCUCUCUGUCUGUGUUUUUAGUAUCUAUAUGGAUUGUGUUUAUCUUCUUAGGGGAAAAGACAUGAAAAGUCUAAAAUAUCCAUUUUAUCAGUUGUGCCUUUGGCUUUGAGUAUAGGACUCUUAACCACUUUUUCUGGAGAGCAGUCAGAUGGACACUUAGUUAUGGCAUAAGGAUGAAGAAGUGACUUUGAAAAGAAAAAUGACCUAUUUUACCUAUCAGAACGAGAAACUUCAUUUUCUGGUGCCUUUGAAAGUAUAUGGAGCCUUGUCGUUCUUCUGUUAAUUAUUUUGAUUUGACUUUCUAUUUUGCCCUUCUGGCUUUUAUGAGGGGAAAGAAAAAAAGCAUUUUUUAAGGAUAGAAUUAUGUGUCUCCUUUUGUUUUCUGUGUCAUUAUUUAUUGCUUUUUCACAGUGCAGCCAUUGGGUGGUUUUAGUGCCCUCAUGAAGUGCCAUUUGUGUUUCAGCUCACAGUCCUUUGCUGGGUAGAAAGAAUACUUUGACACCUGAGCCUUAAGCAUCAGUAUUACAUAGCAUGUAUUCUUAGCCCUCCAGAGUUGUACCAGCCACACAAGACAAAAUUAUUUCCUAUGUAUUUUUAUCAUUCUUUUACUUAGCAGGCUUACGGCACAAUCUUUGGAACAAAUAUGUAGGAAAUAAAAUGACUCACAUUGAAUGACAGAUAUGAUCCACGUUAUUGGGCUCUAGUAAACUUGUGACAAGUAUUGUUUCAUUGAUACUUUCGACAGUAUGUUAAAAACUGUUUUACUUGCAGUCAUCUUGUUAGCCUUUAGAGUUAGCAGGAUUUUAUGUGAUUGUGAUUGGUCUUUUCUGUGUUUUCUCUAAGGAGUUUUGUCUCAUGAGUGACAGUAUUGAAACUACUAAUUGUUAGGAGUUUCACUGAGAAGGAUGAGCCUGUUUUUUUUUUUCCUAAAAGUUGUCAGCUUCACAUUUGUGGCCUUUAAGUGAAAACUUUAUUCAGUCCAGCUGCUCUUGGAGUCCCUAAGGGUUCACAUCUAGCUAUGGAUAGGAAAUAAAAAUUGCUAGUAAGAUUAAAAUGAAAAAAAGUAAAUUUCUGACCAAUAAAAAGAAGUGCCUCUAAAAUAACCAUUUCAUAAGAGCAUGAUUUUUAUUUCAUCUGUGGAGUACUCUGUAGUCAGAUUUAUGGAACCCUCUACACCACCACUACAUUUUACACGCUGUAAAAUGUAUCAGUAUAUGCCAGCUAAAAGGAGAAUCUGAGACAGUGUGAUUGCAGCCAGUUUGGUCAAUGUGAAAAGCAAAAUAAAAAUUCCCAGCAAUGAAUUAAAGCAACAAGAAGACACUGAUUAGAA